Molecule: messenger RNA, 472 nt
Organism: Lodderomyces theae
Lineage: Eukaryota; Fungi; Ascomycota; Pichiomycetes; Serinales; Debaryomycetaceae
Exons: 1
Biological process (GO): fatty acid beta-oxidation using acyl-CoA oxidase; lipid homeostasis
Cellular component (GO): peroxisome
Molecular function (GO): FAD binding; fatty acid binding; acyl-CoA oxidase activity
Source: RefSeq, a predicted model, not a curated record
AUGUCGUUUCCAUUCACCGCUAAAAAUGUUAGUUUGAGCCAGGGCCCAGACCCAAAGACCUCGAUUCAAACUGAAAGAGAAGCCCAAAAGUUCAACCCACAAGCCAUGCAAUACUUUUUGGAAGGCUCCGAACAACGUGGUGAGUUGAUCAAAGCCUUGACUCAACAAAUGGAGAGAGAUCCAAUCUUGUGGACUGAUGGCUCCUUCUACGACUUGACCAAGAACCAACAGAGAGAGCUAACUGUCACUAAGAUUAACAGAAUCUCCAGAUAUUUGGAAGGUGAUUCACUCGAUGUCUUCCAUAGGAGAAUGUCAUUGCUUAGUGUUUUUGACCCUGGUGCAAGUACUAGAAUUUUUGUUAACUUGGGAUUGUUCCUCUCUUGUAUCAAAGGUAAUGGUACCGCUGAACAAUUGAAGUAUUGGGCUGUUGACAAGUACACUGACAAGAUUAGAGGUAUCUAUGGAUGUUUCG